Molecule: messenger RNA, 381 nt
Organism: Plasmodium adleri (nom. inval.)
Lineage: Eukaryota; Apicomplexa; Aconoidasida; Haemosporida; Plasmodiidae
Product: conserved Plasmodium protein, unknown function
Exons: 6
Coding region: 1-381 (126 amino acids)
Biological process (GO): protein folding
Cellular component (GO): prefoldin complex
Source: RefSeq, a predicted model, not a curated record
AUGAGUGAUAAUUCUGUAAGUUCCAUAAAAAGGUUUAAAGAAAUAACUAAAAUGAUUGAGACUACUUUAAGCCAGAAUAAUAGAGUAAAAAAUAUUAUGACAAGUGAAUUGUAUUUGAAGAAAAAAUGUGAAGCAUCCUUAGAAACUAUUGAACAUACGACCAAUCAACAACAGUGUUAUAAGAAGGUUUCUAAAAUUUUUAUAAAAAAAUCAAAAGACGAGUUGAAAAAUGAAAUGAAUGAUGAAAUUGCUCAAUAUGAUAAGCAUUAUCCUUAUUUAGAAGAGAUAAGAAAAAAACUUGUUGAUAAAUUAGCAAAUCUAAAAGAGCAAUAUGUACAAGCUUAUGAUAGUAUAGAAAAGGAAGCAAAUAACAAUUCUUAA